This is a messenger RNA of Dentiscutata erythropus, 554 nucleotides long. Lineage: Eukaryota; Fungi; Glomeromycota; Glomeromycetes; Diversisporales; Gigasporaceae. The record is from the annotation of a GenBank genome assembly.
AUGUCCGCUCGAGAUUCAAGUCCACAACGUGAAACAUCUGGUUCUCAAAUUACGGAUACAGCUAAAGAUUAUGGUACAAAAGCCUACGAAACGGCUACCAGAAUUGGUUACAGUUAUUGGGAACGUGGUAGUCACUAUAUAGGACCAAUCUUACAACCAAUGAUAAACUCUGUUAAAUACUUAUGGGCUAAUUUUCCUCCCGUACGUUGGCUAACGUAUACUUUAUGCGCGUUCAACAGUAUCCCUCUUGCUUUAUUUGUCGCAUGGGCUGUCUUAACUUUUGGAUUUGUCUCUGCCUUGGCGGGCGUUGGAAUUGUAGUCGCUCAAGGAUUCUUUACUUUUGUGGGUUUGGCGAUCUUUCUUCCGGUGGCAGGUGUUAUGUUGUUAAUUGCUUUUAUUGCUGCGAGUUUUGCUACACUUGCGUGGGCUGGGUAUGAGACCGCAAGUUUUGGGUUGCAUCGAUUAGGUUUUGUUAAUGAUAGAAAUUUAAUUGGGUAUGGACAAGCUAAAGCAAUCGGCAAUCGUGGGGUUCUUGAUAAUCAAAGUGAAACUCA